AUGACGAGUCUGCAUAUUGAUACGCGUGAUGCGUCUUCGCUCAAUCCCUUGCCACAGGGUGUAGCCUUCGACGUCCAAGACAGCAACAUUCUUACUCUGGCUUCUGGCUCUCAGUCUCCACAGAGCUCAGGCUUCCUCUAUGUCCCUGGUGUCGCCGGUGUAUGCGCUCAGUCUCUACCUCAGAAUGUCACCAGGUAUCAAGACUUACCCUCAACCAACCACAUUGUUGCCAUGGCUCCAUGGCUAUCUCCUUCUUGUACUCUUACUUACCUCCAAGCCGCCUCCAAUGACAUGGCUGCUGCCUUUGUCUUCUACGUACCUGACCAGACCAAUCCUCCGCUGGCACCAGCAAACUCUCCUACCUGGGACCUUGGUGAUGGCGGCCACUGGCGCUCUGUUGUUGGCUACCCAGUCUUUGCUAUUGAUUCGGCACUCGGCCAGAUGACCAUCCAAGAGUUGGCUCUCUAUUCUGGUAAUGCUUCUAGUGUACUCAGCGCUCAAGACCUUGCCGACCAUGGAAUCGAUCCAGCCACGCAUCUCCGUCUCUUGAUCGACAUCACUACCACCACUAGUGGCGGAUCCAAUCUUCCGAGCAUCUGGAUCUUCUUGCUGAUUAUACUCGCGAUCCUGAUUGCCCUCAUUGGCGCACUAUCUCUGACUAUGCACAUCCUGCAGAGGAAGAGACGCAACGACNNUUUGCGUGCCCGGAUAGCCCGAGGCGAAGUCGACAUUGAAGCUUUGGGACUCGGAAAGCUCACAGUUCCUCAGGACAUCAUAGAUCAAAUGUACACCUACACACCUUCUACCAAUACUGUCGUGCCNCGAAAAGGUUCAGCACAAGCUUCGCCUCCUCUUGAGCAGUCUACCUGUGCUAUCUGCUUGGAUGAAUUUACCGAAUCGCAAUGUCAAGUUCGCGAGCUGCCAUGUAGGCAUGUCUUUCAUGUCAACUGCAUUGAUCUUUUCUUGCUAGACACAUCAUCCGUGUGUCCUCUGUGCAAGCGGUCUGUUCUGCCAAAAGGCUACAUACCCGGCAAGAUUACAAAUGCUCACGUCAGAAGAGAGAGAUACCUCAGACGGAACGCGGCUCGGCGGGCCCGUCACGAUGCUGCUGGAAGUCAAACACCUAAUGCAAUCGGUCCACAGGCUCGGGCUGGCACUAAUGCUGACGGAUCAUUGUCUGCACACGCCCCUCCGAUAGAAAUGACAUCCAUACCGGAUCACGACGGUGCGCAUGCUACUCAGAACGGCUCAGUCACCCCUCAANNGGGGAGAAGAGAGUGGGCGCGAAGACGUGCGUUGGCCAUGUCAGGACUUCAUCGAUCUUCUUCAAAUGAGAGCGAGUCAGAACCGAGAACUUCAAAGGCACGCAAACUUUUGAGGAAAGUGUUUCCGAAUUUAUGA
Messenger RNA from Aureobasidium musti, 1401 nucleotides. Lineage: Eukaryota; Fungi; Ascomycota; Dothideomycetes; Dothideales; Saccotheciaceae. The record is from the annotation of a GenBank genome assembly.